AUGUGCUCAAGAGCUCGUGGGCAGCUGGUGGCUGGGAGCCAGCCUGGGGUGUGUCGCUAUGGUUCUAGGUUGGAUUGCUGUUAUGGCUGGAAAAAGAACAACAAGGGCCACUGUGAAGCUAUCUGUGGACAUGGCUGCAAGUACGGCGAGUGCAUGGGACCAAACAAAUGCAAAUGUUUCCCUGGAUUUACAGGGAAAACCUGUAAUCAAGAUCUGAACGAAUGUGGACUGAAACCACGUCCCUGUGAACACAGAUGUGUGAACACACAUGGCAGCUACAAGUGCUAUUGUCUCAACGGGUACAUGCUUAUGCCAGAUGGCACAUGUGCAAGUUCUAGGACGUGUGCCAUGGUGAAUUGCCAAUAUGGAUGUGAAGAAGUCAAAGGGGAGAUGCAGUGUCUUUGUCCAUCAGGUGGUCUUCAGCUGGGACCAAACGGAAGGACAUGCAUCGACAUAGAUGAAUGCUCUGCUGGCAAAGCUGUCUGCUCUUACAACCGCAGGUGCGUCAACACAUUUGGAAGCUACUACUGCAAGUGCCAGCUUGGUUAUGAAUUGAAAUACGUCAGCGGCCAUUAUGACUGUGUAGAAUGUGUGACAAAUACACACAGGUGUAACCUCCAUGCAGAGUGCCUCAACACUGAAGGAUCCUUCAAGUGCAAAUGUAAACAGGGCUACCGAGGAAGUGGAUUCAAUUGUGCUGUUAUCCCUGAAAAGUCAGUGAAGGAAAUUGCAAGAAUUGCAAGAAUCCCUGGAACAGCUAAGGACACAAUUAAGAAACUUCUUACACAUAAAAACAGUGUGAAAAAGCAUGAAACAAUCAAGAAUGCCAUCCCAGAAGCAGCCGUGACACCAUCUUCUAAGACGCACUUGCAGCUAUUGCACUAUGAAGGUGGUAUUGAUCUUGGUGGGAGCUACACUGAGGAAGAGAAAGAAACUGAAGCUACUCCAGAAGAGGAGGCAGAAGAGUCAGACGAAGAGGAGAAGGAAAAUUUUGAGAAUCAAAUUGACCAUGAGCGAAUCCUUAGAGGAGAUGUCUUUUUUCCUAAGGUGAAAGAAGCAGCUGCCUUUGGCCCUCUCCUGGCACAGAGGAAAGUUCCAGUGUCGAGACCAGAGCAAGAAGUUGAUUGCAGCUUCAGUCGAGGGGUCUGUGACUGGAAACAAGAUGCUGAUGAUGACUUUGACUGGAAUCCUGCUGAUCGAGAUAGAGGUGAUGGGUACUACAUGGCAGUUCCAGCUUUUGUGGGGCACAAGAAGGAUAUGGGGCGUCUAAAACUUCUCCUCACUGACCUCAAACCAAAGAGCAGCUACUGCCUGAUUUUCAGUUAUCGGCUUGCUGGCGAGAGAGUGGGCAAACUUCGAGUGUUCCUGGCAAACAAAAAACCUGCUCCUGUCUGGGAGCAGGACAAAGGAAAAGAUGAAAGGUGGAGAACUGGAAAAAUAGAGAUAUUUCAGGGGGCUGAAACAACCAACAGUGUCACUUUUGAAUCAGAACGUGGGAAGGGCAAAACUGGAGAAAUUGGAGUAGACAAUGUUACAUUAAUUUCUGGUCUAUGCCCAGAGGAUACUUGACAAUGGAUAUUUGAGAGUUCUGGAUUUAAUCCUGUUUUUAAUAUUUGCCUUACUAGUAUUGUAUUUUUAUAUAAUUUUCUUUAUAAAAAACCAAAACCAUAA
This is a messenger RNA of Opisthocomus hoazin, 1671 nucleotides long. The record is from RefSeq and is a predicted model, not a curated record. Lineage: Eukaryota; Metazoa; Chordata; Aves; Opisthocomiformes; Opisthocomidae.